Molecule: messenger RNA, 315 nt
Organism: Aspergillus pseudonomiae
Lineage: Eukaryota; Fungi; Ascomycota; Eurotiomycetes; Eurotiales; Aspergillaceae
Exons: 1
Coding region: 1-315 (104 amino acids)
Source: RefSeq, a predicted model, not a curated record
AUGGCACAGGGAAACAGAAUCCAAAAUCUGCUCGCUAAGCUCAAGAGACUUGCAUCGAAGAUCAAGAAGGUCCGAGAGCCUGUUCUUGAGGAAAUGUCCUCUUCAGAGUCUGACGCUGAGAGCUUUGGAUGUCCCUUGGAGAGAGUACCCACACCUUACUACAUUGAGAUAAAGCCCGCUCUAAAGAUGAAGUCAGUUCUGAAGAUGGAGCCCAUUUUGGAGAUGGAAUCUGAGACUGAGACUUAUGGAUUGAGAAGGGUGCCCACCCCCUAUCCUUCCUUCAUGACAACUGGAAGGGCGAACUACACGAAGUGA